Messenger RNA from Ylistrum balloti, 558 nucleotides. RefSeq lists its product as uncharacterized. The record is from RefSeq and is a predicted model, not a curated record. The transcript is spliced from 4 exons. NCBI's taxonomy places the organism in Eukaryota, Metazoa, Mollusca, Bivalvia, Pectinida, Pectinidae. Bases 1 to 558 code for a protein of 185 amino acids.
AUGGCUGAUAUCCACAAGACACACUAUUCCUUUGGAACUGAUGAUUGGCGAGUUUUAUCCACAUAUUGGAAGGACUUCGGACCUUCCGGAUUGUCUUUUUACAGACCCAAACCACUUAGGCCUCCGUCUCCAGCCCAGGUGCUUCCAACCCCGAACCGAAGUGACGAAAAGGCAAAAUGGUUGUCUUCAAACAGGAGAGAUUUCCUCAGUUAUAUCGGCGACGUCAACCGCGAGACCUACUUCGGAUCUCAGCAGGAGUUCAACGAGGUCAAAACGUUCAACACAAUAUGCAGACCUAGCGUCUGGAAUGCCAAUGAGAAAUUACCUCCCCUGAGUCGAUCGACCUUGGAUUACCGGCCACCGAGUGUCGCCACUGGCAGCCCUAGCUCAACACCAGAACUUUUGGCAAAAAUCAAAAGCAAAAAUAGACGGAACAGGGCGUACAAGGAGUCGACAUUGUUGACAGAAGCCAUGCAUGCAUUCCAAUGGCCAACACGAAAAAGGAUGAAAUCCAUGUCACUGAUAUGUCAAACCCUGAAACUACCAGCCGUCAAGUAA